CAUCCUUUCUCCGUGAGAAGCCUAUUAGGGACAAAAUGGCUGGGCAUAGGUGCUGUCAAUUUGUGGGCUCUUAUACACAGGACUGUUCACACACACACACACACACACACACACACACACACACACACACACACACACUAGUGCUACCUCCUUGUUAAACAAGAGAUCUCAUCAUACAUCAGGCUGGGAGAGGGGGAUGGAGGUAGAGGAAGAUGAGGAUAUGUGGUCUGAUAAGCCUCCCUUACCCCCAUCCCUAGUGUAUUAGAAAACAUUCAAUAAAGGUACAAUUUGUAGCUUCUCAAAUACCUUUCCCAUAGUUUCUUGCUGUGGCAGACACAGCAAGUAGUCUUGGCUUACAGUUCCCCUGGUAACGUCACCUCCACCCCUGGGGCCUCCAUGCUGGACUUGAUCCCUGUCUCCUCCUUCCCUCCCACCCUCUACCUCCUGAUACCAGAGUCUAUUUGAGCAGGGACACAAGAAACCUGAACUGAGCUGUGAAUUAAUGAUGAUAUACUAGGGAAUCUUGGGGGAUGGGAAACGAGAUGGUAUGCCCAGAUAUUGAUCAGUAGGAUGAGAUUGGCUAUUGGCACUGUUUUUUCUCUCUACCCCCUCAUAUCAGUCUCCCCAGUCCUGGAAAGAACAGAGAAAGCAUCAGGGGAAAGACCAGCAUUCCUUAUCUUCUCCCCAGGGAAAAUGAAGAAGAAGGUGGGGGGAAGUUGGUCCUGAACUUAAAUCUGCUUAGAGUUUAGCAGAAGUUCAGGAAGACUCUGGGCAGAUUUGGCUGCCAAUGAGCUGAAAUGACCCUUACAGCUCCUUGGAGGCAUCUCAAAAUGCCACUUCCUUUCCCCCUGCACCCACAGAGGAUGACCUUCAAACUGUGUCUGGGAGAGAAAGGGCUGUGUCUCGGUGGCUUGUGGGUUGCCAAUGGAAACUGGAGAUAAGGACCAUCUUCUCAGUGUCUCCACCCUCUGUGGGAUACAGGCCCAUGGGCAGAGUCAAGGAGUGGGAGUUCAUAAGAGAUGAAAACCUGGUUCCUCCCCUAUCACUUAAUUUCUAUCCACUCUCACCCACACCUGAUGCCUUUUUUUUUCCUUUGCCCUGUCGCUUUUCUGAUGCCUCCUCCCAUACUUCUUUUUGCCUCCCACCCUCCCACCUUCCAAAAAAAAAAUCACACCCAGUCUUUUGGCUGAAUGGGCUCUGUAUUCAUCACUCUCAAGCUUUCCUGAUUUCUUCCAGAUUGACCCAUCCAAGAAGAGAUUGAAACCUUCUGUCUCCCCUUCCUCUUUCCCUAGGAAAUGGUAGAAAUCUAAUGACCCAUUCCCCAUAUAUACAAAUCCAACCACUUAGAAAUGCUAGGGGUCUGGCAGUCUCUUAACUCACAAAUUGGCAGCACCUAUGACCAGCCAUUUUGUCCCUAAUAGGCUUCUCACAGGGAAAGGACAUGAUCUUUUCAUGGGCACUCUUUGGGCCAGAUGCCCCCUUCCUCUACCCCCCCCCCAUGUGAAUACUGUCAGAUUCACCAUUUCUCCUUCCAGUGCCCUUCCCUCCCCACUCCCUAGGGGCAGGCUGGGACAAGUUAUGCUGACUUUUGGGAAGUGGACUGUAUGGGGACAUAAGGGUGGGGACAGGUGGGGCACACCUAUCUCUCCAUUAACACGGACACAGGAGCCCCAUUUGAUGUGCCCAUCGUACCUGAGAGGCAUCCAAAACCAGUCUCUUGAAGGUGAGCCUAGAGUCUACAGAGAAAAGGAUCCUCUCCAGCCUUCAGCUUACUCUGAAACCAUUUGGGCACUUCUGACCACCCAAAGGUCUUAGCAAGCAUGGCUCCCGUGUUUCGAGACACCACCCAGUCCUUGGUACGGCAGCUGGAUCCGAUGGGGGACCUGAUUGCCCUAGGGAGCAUCGUUGAUGUUUCACACUUUCGGCCCUUCUGCUUGGUGCGAAGGAAGAGGAAGGGUACACUCUUCUGGGGAGCCCGAUAUGUCAAGACAGACCUCUCUCUCAGAGACGUGCUGGAGCCCGGAACUAAGCUGCCAGUGCCAAGAAAAGACACAAAGAUCACAAUUCAAGGGAACAGUGAAGGGAAUAUGGAGGCUGGAGUGAAGACUACAGCCAUUGGGAUACCUGUGGACAUCAAUAUCUCUGCCAGUGGCUCCCAUAAAAACUGCCUGGAGGUUCAGAAGCUCAGCAUCAUGGAUCAGCUGGAAUCCUUAAAGAAGUGGAAACUGAAGAAGCCAGAGCCCUCCUUCCUGAAGAGGCUUCGGGAGCGUGGGGAGAAUCUGUAUAUGGUGACCGAGGCAGUGGAGACGCUGAAGGAUGCUAAGCUGGAGAAGGGGAGAAAGGCUGGUGCCGGCAUUUCCAUCCCUCUCCUCACGGCCAUGGGGUUCAAGGGUUCCUUUAACUUCAAUACCAUCAUUCAUGUCCCUCUGGGCUCAGUCCUGGCCUUCCAGCUAAAGCAGCUUGUCAUUGGAGAGAAAAAUUGGGACAUCUCCCAUCUCAAAGAUAAAAAGCUGAAAACUUUCACCUCCUCUGAAGGACCCACAGGCCAGACAGGACCAGGGUUAUGGCCUGAGCCACCCUCCAAAGAGCUCAGGGGAUUCAAGGCACUUCAGGCUGAGGUGGAAGAAGAGAUGCCCAUUGUGAAGAGCAUGACCCUGGAACAAAGUGCAAUUUUGUUGGAGGCCCUCCUGGGGCUUCUGGGCCAGGCCAAAGCUCUGCAAGAGCUGGAGGACACGAUGAACCGAGCAUUGGCCCUUGAGGAGCCAGUGACCCAAGGAUUCCUAGGGGGCCCUGGGGAUACCAUCCUAGCCAAGCUGCAGGAUACCUCAGGCAAACUCCACCCUAUCCUGGCUGGGAGCUUUCUCUACCUGUUAGGGGCACUCCAGGAGCUGAGUGAAGAGCAGCAACAAUUGCUAACCAUGUCUGUGGAGAAGAGGAUCCUCUCCCAACAGCUGGAGCUGACAACCAACAAAAUCAGAGGUUGGACACAUGGGGGACACAUUCUACUCCUACCCUGUAAGCACCAGAUGAAGACCGUCCUGGACCAGAAUUUCAUUCGAGCUGAAGCGGGACCAUUCCGUCUUCACUGUGAGCUCCUCCAAAGCUUCCAAGGAGAGGAACUGACUGUGACCCAGGCCCUGAUAGGUCUCUGUGGCCUUGACCUACAGGGUGAUGGUCCCCUCUUUGCCUGGGAGCGCGAUGCCCUUCCUCCCCUCUGUGCCCUCUGUGCUGCCCUCUCUGUUUUUCAAGUACUAUCUAGAAAUUCUUGGUUUGGCAGUCCCUUCCCCCGGAUCCACACCACCCUGACUCACUCAGGGGCUAACUUGGGGGGGAUAGGGAAGAUGGAGUGGGACUUGGGGGGCAACUGGAGGGAAGAGCAAAUCCACCCCCUGUCCCCCAGGUCAGAGCUAUCCGUAGACCUAGGAAGGCUUCACCUGGGGUCCACUUUGCUAGAUAAGGGCUUAGGGGACCUGCCUUCCCGGGAGAGUAGGGAACUCGGGGCCUCCAAAGAGUUAAAGAGUUUUUCAUCAGUCAGCCAUGAAGUGGAAGAGAACAUGAGCUGCCACACCAGCUUGCUUAGUAAGGGGUUUGGCAAAGCUAGGAUGUUCCAGUGUAGAGAUGGCCUAGAACUUUUUCCCGCAAGAGAUAAGCUAAACUCCUCAGUGUUUAGUCUAGAUGGUGACAAAGACUUCUUCAGCCACUCAAGCCUGUGGAUGAAAGGGGGUGAGAGCCCAGAGAUGGCAGCCGUGAAGGCUGAGACUGUGAGACUGGCUGCUGAGUUUGAUCUCCAUGCUCAGUCUCUACAGGCUGAGCACCAUCUGCUAAGACAGAGGUUUGGGGGCAGCUUUGAUUCCAAAAUGAGUUUUGGGAUGGGGGGAAGAACCUCAAAAUUCUUCUAGGGAUUGAGGUGGGAGUGUAGGGAUAGGGAAUUUAAGAACAACUGUUCAAGAAACAAAUUGUAAAGGGAAGCUUGAGGGAUAGCUCUAAAUCAGAGACCUAGAGGGAAAUGGGGAUGGGGGAGGCUUCCUCUUUACCUUAAAAUUCCAAAUUUCCUUUAAAAAAAAAAGGGGCACCAAAUUCACACAAAUUCCAACAAGAUCUUACCCCCUUCUCCAUAUCAUUCCAUCAGUCAAUAAACAUUUAUUAAGCA
This is a messenger RNA of Phascolarctos cinereus (koala), 4150 nucleotides long. Its product is annotated as gasdermin-A-like. The record is from RefSeq and is a predicted model, not a curated record. Gene Ontology annotation, biological process: defense response to bacterium; pyroptotic inflammatory response. Gene Ontology annotation, molecular function: phosphatidylinositol-4-phosphate binding; phosphatidylinositol-4,5-bisphosphate binding; phosphatidylserine binding. NCBI's taxonomy places the organism in Eukaryota, Metazoa, Chordata, Mammalia, Diprotodontia, Phascolarctidae.